UUCCAAUUCACCACAGCAAAGAAUUGCACGACGACUGUAGGGUAAAGUAAAAAUUCGCGUUUAAUACGGUUCCACUGUUGUUAAGGGUUUGUUCGAAAGCUCCGUGCGCUUGCUUCAAUUUUGUGCGAAACGCCAAUUAAAAUUCAACUAAAAAUGUUCGUGUCGACAGUCUCUCGCAUUGCCCCCGUUGCCAGGACCGCGCUCCUCGCCAACUCCAAGCAAUACUUGCGACCAUUGAGCAGCGCCGUCAUCAGCCAGAGCCAAACUUUGGCCGCUCAGAACACAACCCCCGUAGCAUUACUGCCACAGAUCAGGUCAUUCCAGACCUCGCCAGUCACGCGUGACAUUGAUUCGGCUGCCAAAUUCAUUGGUGCUGGUGCUGCAACAGUCGGUGUCGCUGGUUCCGGUGCUGGUAUCGGAACAGUAUUCGGUUCCCUCAUCAUUGGUUAUGCCAGAAACCCAUCGUUGAAACAGCAGCUAUUCUCGUACGCCAUUUUGGGUUUCGCCCUGUCUGAGGCUAUGGGUCUGUUCUGUCUUAUGAUGGCCUUCCUGUUGCUGUUCGCCUUCUAAGCGCCGCUACUCGUCCUUCAAUUUUCCGUGCAAUUGUUUGUCGGUGUGUAUGUUGAUGUGGGCAUUUGGGGUAUUUAUCUAUCCCGAUGGCCAUCUGCAUGCUAGCGACAGUCAGGGGCAACGAGAAAGCAAAGUAAAGAAGAAACAACAACUUCAACAAAUAAGCAACCAACACCAACAACGUUUUUCGAUUAUUAUUGAUAAAUGAUUGAUAGGCAACAACAUCCUGUACUAUCUAAUUAUAAAAUAACAACAACAACAACAUAAUAUAUGUAAUUUUGUUUUUAAAAAACAUUCGAAACUGUAGYAAUCGCCUAAAUCAAUCGCAGAACAAGAUCAUCGCGCAGAUUCAACACAUCUUCUAUUUAAGUUUAAGCCAAAAUAGGAAGAAAAAACCACAAACUGCUAAUAAAAAAGAAUACAUUGGAAUAAACUCGGCAGAAGUGCAUCGAGAUAAACAUAACGAAGACACACGAUAUAAAAGUUGAGAUUGAAAUUGUAAACAUUAAAAUUAAAUUUUAAUCCAUGCAAGCUUCAAAUUCACACCGCAUCAGCAGACCCCACACGCAGGUGACUACACAGAAAUCGACAUGCUGCGCCCUCUCCAUCAUUCUGUGAGUUGGUUGUCCGUGUUCCUCGGCUCUCUCUCCCCCCAAAGGCCUUGACAACAGCAUCAGACUGUCGCGGCGGCAGGGGCAGCACGUGCUACCAACUCUCGUAGCCAAUCGAGACCGGCUGUUGGCGAGGGCGUGAAAUGUUUGCUUUUGUGUCGUCUUCUACACUUUUUGAAUUAUGUGGCGCGUACUGAUAACGUUUCUUUAAGUUUAUUGUAUUUAAAACAUGUUUUUCUAUUUGUUAAAUUAUUUCUUGAAUGCCACUUAAUCAUUGUCACAUAAUCGAAUAAAGUGGGGUUUGUUUUAUUGGCUA
Drosophila arizonae is the source of this 1497-nucleotide messenger RNA. RefSeq names its product ATP synthase, subunit C (gene ATPsynC). Lineage: Eukaryota; Metazoa; Arthropoda; Insecta; Diptera; Drosophilidae. Gene Ontology annotation, molecular function: proton transmembrane transporter activity. Gene Ontology annotation, biological process: proton motive force-driven ATP synthesis; proton transmembrane transport. The record is from RefSeq and is a predicted model, not a curated record.